Molecule: messenger RNA, 656 nt
Organism: Populus trichocarpa (black cottonwood)
Lineage: Eukaryota; Viridiplantae; Streptophyta; Magnoliopsida; Malpighiales; Salicaceae
Exons: 6
Coding region: 1-498 (165 amino acids)
Biological process (GO): G protein-coupled receptor signaling pathway
Source: RefSeq, a predicted model, not a curated record
AUGUCAAGUUUCCACCAUGCAUCCAAACCUGUGUCUCCUAACCCUCGUACUCAACUUCAAUCCAUAAAUUCUGCAAUUUCGGUAUAUCCAGGAUGCUACAUUUUAAGGCCACUCGGGUCUGACACUGAAUUUGAACAGGGUUUCUCUACUACCAAUGCAGAAAACUGCACGCCAUUAAAGACUCCUGCAAGUGCAGGUCCGAUAACGCAACGUGUUUAUUCUUUGGGAGCUGCUGCUAGUGCUACUGAUACCAGAGGAAAGCAUAGGAUACAAGCGGAGCUCAAACGAAUUGAGCAAGAAGCUAGAUUCUUAGAGGAAGAGCUGGAACAACUUGAUAAGUUGGAGAAGGCUUCGACUGCAUGCAAGGAAAUGCUAAACAAUGUGGAGACUAUACCAGACCCACUACUGCCAAUAACGAAUGGUCCCAUGAACCCAUUAUGGGACCGAUGGUUUGAAGGCCCCAGGGAGUCUAAAGGAUGCAGUUGCUGGAUAUUCUGAUUUUGAUUGCCCUUAACACAGAUUGUCAUUUGUUGGAAGAGUAUUUUUGAUAAAAUGCUACAAUUUUCAAGCAAUACGUGUGUGGUGCAAUGCUUCGCUAGAACAACAAUUUUACAGCAACCUUUUCUUCAGUAAAGGAAAUGUUUCAUUGCGCAAAA